Molecule: messenger RNA, 273 nt
Organism: Helobdella robusta
Lineage: Eukaryota; Metazoa; Annelida; Clitellata; Rhynchobdellida; Glossiphoniidae
Exons: 2
Biological process (GO): mRNA processing; primary miRNA processing
Cellular component (GO): nuclear body
Molecular function (GO): nucleic acid binding
Source: RefSeq, a predicted model, not a curated record
CCACUUCAUAAGACAGUUUCAUUGUUUAUCAAGGACCUACCUGCUACCACUACGGUCAAGGAGGUUGAAGACAUCUGCAAGAACUACCCUGGCUACAUGCGCCUGGUCCUUCAGGACCCCAUGCCACCGCACUUCACAAGAAGAGGCUGGGUGACCUUUCAACCUUGGGUGAAUGUCAAAGACGUGUGCUGGAGUCUCAUUGGUCAUAAGGUUUGUCGGGUCUAUGUGCCCCGAUUGGCUGAAUUUAGCUUUGUUGUUUUGAUUUAUUUAUAA